AAGAAGUACGGCGGUCGUCGUCAGGCCACGACAUAUGCGUAUCGUCACCAUCAAGCGCGUCCCGACCACCCGGCUUUCUACUGUCUGGUUGUGAAGCCACAGUGGUACCAGGUGCUUCUCUCUGACCCGACUGGGGUAGUGGCGUCCGCUGAGACUCCCUGGGAUCCCGAUGACCUGCGCUUGCUAGCUGCCUACAUCUACUCCCACUACGACCCUCCUCGCGGCCACUUCCUGUGGGACGACACGAUUGCUUGGGUUCCCGGAGCGACUCUGGACCAUCCGCCGACGUGGAAGGUCAAGGUUCAGGAUCAGUGGUACACCCAGGGUCAGUUUAUUUUCAUAGGGGAGCCGUGGGGCCGUCGUACGACGAUCCUCCGCGUCAAGGAUGACAGCGGCGGGGAGAUCGUGAUCAAGGAGGUGUAUCGUCAUCACAAGCGUCGGUUCAAGGAGGAAAAGAUCUUGGCCCGCAUUCACGGUGAUGGCGACGUGCUGGGGGUUGUGCGCCUUCAGGGUGCAGAUCACGUCACGACCAACAACGAGACGAUCAAGUGCACUGCGAAAGGUGAAGAGACGGAGCGAACGAAAGAGCGAUUCGCACUGCUCGAUUCCGGUUCCCGUCUUCUGGAUGCCAAGACCGUGAACGAGCUAUUGGAGGCGGUCUACGAUGCGUUGGAAGUUCACCGCACGGUGCUGCUGGAGCGCGAGGUUCUGCACCGGGACAUGAGCCUGUAUAACAUCCUGAUGUACCCCAAGUGGGGUGGGGUGAGUGGGAGACAUGUCUCUGAGAAGACGCCUGUGUCGAUCCGGGAUGUGCUCCUUGGAAGCAAGAGGCCCGCGGAAGAACGGUUUCCUACAUGCCUAGUCAUCGACUACGACAAUGCUGCUGAGCUGGACGCCAAGAGCGGCGGCGAACUGAAUGAUCGCACGGGGACACCUCUGUUCAUUGCACGAAGCGUCAGUCUUGGAACGGUCCUGCUCGACCAUGUGUCAAUUUGCGGCAAACCCAUGCCAAGGCUCACCGGCGACGCUUUGUAUCUAUACACCACUGCUUACGGGCAGGAGCGCUACGAUCGGUAUAACGAUGAGCCUGGAUCCCCCAAAUGCCACGGUGGCCUCCCUCCCUCCCUGGAGGUUGACGACUUCGACGACACACGAAAACCCCGCUUCUUUCACAGACCGGAGCACGACGUAGAGUCGGUGUACUGGACUAUGGUAUAUGCUCUUCUUCGCGCUCAGCCAGCCGCUGCUCCCAGAGAACGCUAUGCUUCCGAGUCGUCUGCUAACGUUUGGAACAUUCUCCUCUCGCACCGUAUCCCGGCCGAGCACUCUCGAAAUGUGGAAAACCGUGGUAACAUCAUCAACGGGUUGAGGAGCGCAUGGCUUGAGCUCUUCGAUCCAACUAUGCAUGACGUCGCACUGCUCUUGUCGCAAAUUUCGCAACAUGUUCGUUCGGAGUACGCCUGGUGGACAUGGGAAGGCAACUUCCAGCCUGACCACCUCCACGAAGCCGUACAGCGCCUCAUCCUGCAAUAUCUGGUCAAUCAUCGCGACAAUCCUAUCAAGUUGGAUCCGCGCAGACCUCGCCCUACCGCUUCCAGUUCGGCCGACCAGGGGAAGACCCGGACCCCAACUCAGUUUUCGCAGAUGCAGGCUACCGGUGGGACAGGAACCCACACUAGAGGUCAGGUUGGAUCGGGACGGGGUUCAGCUGCUAGCCGCAAUCGGGGGCGUGGUAAGGGCUCAAGGUAUGCCGCCAAUCGCAAGGGCGGCGCGAAGACCACAGCUGCUGCUGGAGGACCGUCACAGCAAUCUGUACAUUCUCGUGAGCAAGCGACGACGAACGAGCCGGUUGCAAACUCGAAGCGCAAGAGCAGCAGCAAGCCAUCUCGCAGCAGCAAGCGGCUCAAGACUCUCUCCGGCGAGCCCGUGCCAUCCGUGGGGCAAGGCGACGACGACAACGUUGACGGAUUGUAAGCUGCCGGAAAGCCUGCAACGGGUUACGCAGCUUGUCGCGCGUUCGUCUCAUUCCCGCAACCCUCCGCGUUAUAGCCGCAAGAUGGACGAUGCUGCUAGCAUCCUCCUAAGUUCAUUCUUCUUAAACAUGCUGCCUCUGUCCUCCUUUCGCCCCUCCUCCUUCAAGCUGACGUUCUCCACGCUCAUUUC
This is a messenger RNA of Dichomitus squalens LYAD-421 SS1, 2163 nucleotides long. RefSeq lists its product as uncharacterized. The record is from RefSeq and is a predicted model, not a curated record. Gene Ontology annotation, biological process: protein phosphorylation. The annotation marks the transcript as partial. The transcript is spliced from 4 exons. NCBI's taxonomy places the organism in Eukaryota, Fungi, Basidiomycota, Agaricomycetes, Polyporales, Polyporaceae. Gene Ontology annotation, molecular function: protein kinase activity.